AUGACCACUUCCUACGACUGCCUCAUCGUCGGCGGCGGCCCGGCAGGCUUAGCAACAGCCCUCGGCCUUUGUCGCGCCCUUCGCACAGCGGUGGUCUUUGACUCGCUGACCUACCGCAACUCGCUCGCUGAGCACAUGCAUAACUUCCCAACCUGGGACCAUGCCAAUCCAGCCGACUACCGCGCCGCUGCGCGUCGGGAAUUGACCGAGGGACGAUACGGGACGGUCACGCUGUCGGAUGCUGCGCUCCGCAGAGUCUGGAAGCUUGACUCGGGCGAGUUUGAGGCGACAGAUGUCACGGGGAAGGUCUGGAGAGGCCGCAAGCUUGUUUUGGCAACGGGUGUAAGGGAUGAGAUUCCGUCUGUGCCGGGGUAUGCGGCUUGUUGGCCGAAGUCAAUAUACCAUUGUCUUUUCUGUCACGGAUUUGAAGAGCGUGGAGCAGGCUCGGUCGGGGUGUUGGCCAUUGGACCGACUGCCAUCCCCCGAGUUGCUGAGCAUCUGACCCGACUGGCACACAACCUUGCCGGGACGGUCACCAUCUACACCAACGGCAACGAGGCACUGGCAGACACCAUCCGUCAAGAAGUCAAGCGCGAUGACUGGAUAACAGUCGACUCGCAUGUUAUCCGGCAGCUGAAAGAGACGGAUGGGGUCCCUGUGAUUGUAGAGUUGGAGGAUGGCACUACAAAGAAGGAAGCUUUUCUGGUGCAUGCAAUGAAGACGGUGCCGUUGCUUGGUUUCGAGAACAAUCUCGACCUGGAAUUGUCAACCCAGGGAUCGGAAUUCAAGACCAGUGCUCCGUUUGGGGAGACCAGCACCCGGGGCUGUUUUGCAACAGGUGACUGCGGCAUGGCAAUGAAGGCGGCCAGUUUGUCGAUGAGCCAUGGGUCGUUGGCUGCGGUUGGUGUUGUUUCUCAGCUUGUGUUUGAUGAGAAAGCAUGA
Molecule: messenger RNA, 942 nt
Organism: Aspergillus thermomutatus
Lineage: Eukaryota; Fungi; Ascomycota; Eurotiomycetes; Eurotiales; Aspergillaceae
Product: NAD(P)/FAD-dependent oxidoreductase
Exons: 2
Coding region: 1-942 (313 amino acids)
Molecular function (GO): oxidoreductase activity
Source: RefSeq, a predicted model, not a curated record